Molecule: messenger RNA, 2342 nt
Organism: Eruca vesicaria subsp. sativa (arugula)
Lineage: Eukaryota; Viridiplantae; Streptophyta; Magnoliopsida; Brassicales; Brassicaceae
Source: the annotation of a GenBank genome assembly
CAAGUCUCAAUCUUUUGAUCUUCUCUCUAUCUUUUUUUCAGUAUUCUAAUAAUAGUAGCAAAGUGGUUUCUGUAUAGUUUUGGUAAAAAAGGAAUAGUAUUCAGAUACGAAUCAAACCUAUUUAUUGGAUGAUUAAAAUGGUAAUCAAACCAGAUUAAGCACUGUGAAACACAAAAGUAUGCUCUUUCUCGUGAUAUUUGAUUUUUGAAGUCAGAUAUGGUGAGAGAUUCUGGUGGUUGUGGUGUUUUUCAUCUAUGGAUAAGCUUUAAGUCACAAAGGGAUUAAAACAAGUUUGGGAUAAAGAAAGAAAUGUGCAAGUGUUAUGUCAUAGUAGAUGGGAAGUUUCUGCAGAAUCUCAGACGUUAUUUGAUGCUGCUUCUGUUCUAUCUUGUUCACGGAGGCUGGUCUUGACGAGAAGUUCACUAUUAAUAACCAAUGUGUUUCAAUAAGAACGAUAUGACAAAUGAAACAGAGAGGCAAGCGUUUGGUUCUUCUGAAGAAGAUGGAUCUCGAGUUGAAGAUACAGCUGGAAAUGCCAACAAUUUAUUACAGAUUACUCAACAACAACAUCAACAACAACAACAAACGCUAGCUCCUGUUGUUAACUGGGAGAGAUAUCUGCCCGUUAGAUCGCUUAAGGUUCUUCUGGUGGAGAAUGAUGACUCAACUCGCCAUAUUGUUACUGCUCUUUUGAAGAAUUGCAGCUACGAAGUUACGGCUGUUCCGGAUGUCCUUGAAGCCUGGAGAGUCCUAGAAGACGAAAACAGUUGCAUCGACCUAGUCUUAACGGAGGUUGUUAUGCCUGUGAACUCUGGAACCGGUCUUUUGUCCAAGAUUAUGAGCCAUAACACACUUAAGAACAUCCCUGUCAUAAUGAUGUCAUCUCAUGAUUCCAUGGUUCUGGUAUUCAAGUGUUUAUCGAACGGUGCUGUUGAUUUCCUCGUGAAACCUAUUAGAAAGAACGAGCUGAAGAAUCUUUGGCAGCAUGUCUGGAGAAGAUGCCAUAGUUCUAGCGGUAGCGGGAGUGAGAGUGGGAUACAUGACAAGAAGUCAGUGAAAACUGAAAGCACUGAAGGGUCAGAAGACGAUGCUAGCAUGAGUGAUGAAGAUCACGGGAAUGAUAAUGGGAGUAAUGGAUUGAGUAACGGAGAUGGUGGGAGUGAUAACGGGAGUGGAACUCAGAGCUCUUGGACCAAAAGAGCCAGUGAUAUUAACACCUCCGCUUCAUACCAAAUGCCUGAUGCACCUAAUGUGAACGUGGGAGCCUUUGGAAAUGAAUUGGAACGUCUUAAGAAACUGAAAGAGGUUGACGAUGAUAAUGGCAAAAUAGGUAAGAGGCAAACUCUAACCAAUCCAAGAUUCUCUCUGUUUUUCAAACUGAUGCCUUUAGAUGAUGUUGCAAUAGGCACGGGAUCGCAGGGAGGACAGUGUAUGAGCAAGAAAGCUGAAGAAUCAGGAAAUCUGGAUAGGGAUGCUUUGGAGAGAAACAAUGACGACUUGCUGAAUCGCUCCUCUGGUAACUCACUAGUAGAAACUAAAAAACCUUCAUCCAACCCUGAAGAUUCGCAAUCAGUCGAGCUAACUUUGACGAAACCAAGAGAGGCUGGAGAUCAGAGAGUAGGUGAUCGAAGUGUUCUGAGGCAUUCUAAUCACUCUGCAUUCUCAAAAUACAAUAACGGUGCUACUUCUGCUAAUAAGGCUCAAGAAGAAAAUGUGGGAAGUUGUUCUCCUCAAGACAGUUCCGUUGCCAAAAUAAUUGGUUCCAGUUCAAGCAGUGAUAAUCCUUCGAAUCAGCAGUCUAGUGGAAGCGAAAGGGCCGCACAAAGAGAAGCUGCUUUGAUGAAGUUUCGUCUUAAACGUAAAGAGCGAUGCUUUGAGAAGAAGGUAAGGUACCAAAGCAGGAAGAAACUAGCUGAGCAACGGCCUCGCGUCAAAGGUCAAUUCAUUCGCAAAAUGGAUGAUUCUAAAUCAGGAAAUGAGUGUCCCAGUAGUGACGACAGUUGAAAGAAAAUUGGUUUUGAAUAGAGAGAUUCGCUUCAAAGAUCUGAAGAACAAAAGAAGAUUCGGCAAAGUGUCAGUGUAUAACAGAGUCUCUUUGGUGGCCUUUUUGGAUUCUAUGAUUAUGUUUUUAAAUUUAUCUUUUUUCCAUCUUGUUUGUUAAGAGUCUUUUUGGCAACUCUUUUUAGUAAGAGUACUCUAUAAACAUAAUUACCACAAGAACAAUAAAUUAAAAGGGGCAUUCUCAUAAACGACUGAAGAAGUAUUUUUGUGCUAUUUUAGAAUAGUCUUGUUUAAAUCUUGUGUUUUAUCUUUUUAAAACUAUUUAUCCACUUAAAAACUUU